Seminavis robusta is the source of this 1185-nucleotide messenger RNA. The record is from the annotation of a GenBank genome assembly. NCBI's taxonomy places the organism in Eukaryota, Bacillariophyta, Bacillariophyceae, Naviculales, Naviculaceae.
AUGUUUGCUCGCGGUGCCCUUCGUCAAGCCACUUCUCGUUUUUCGGGUCGUACCACAGCAGUGGUAAAGAAAUCCACCACUCGCCGCGUCUUUUCCUCGCAAGCUCCUCAGGCCAACAAUGGUGGUGCCGGUGGUGCCAUGGUCUUGGCCGGAGUUGCCCUAGUCGCCGCGGCCUACUCGGCGUCCAAUGCCACGGAUCAAGCCAACAAGAUUCAAGGCAAACUGCAAGGACAAAUUGACGAUUUGCAAGUCCAACUGAGCGGCAAGACCAACAGUGCCUUUGUCUUUUUGAAACCCCACGCGUGCAAGGGAACUCCUGGCAAAGUCGAAGCCGUCCUGGAAGAUGCCUUGGCCAAGAAUGGAAUUCGCAUUACCGGCAAGGGGUCCAUGUUGGCGGAAGAAAUUGACAAGAAGAUGUACAUUGAUACUCACUACGGAGCCAUUGCCAGCAAGGCCGUCAAGUUGCAACCCGCCGCACUCAAUGUCCCCGAUAAGGGCAAGGCAGACUUUCAAAAAGCAUUUGGUGAAUCCUGGGACGAUGCUCUCAAGGCCGGAAAAAUUUACAAUGCCAAAGAUGGUGCGGAGAAGUUGGGUGUCGAUUCCGCCGGAUUGAAUGCCAAGUGGGGGAAACUCAGCCGUGGAAAGACACUCAUCAAAUUCGGUGGAGGAUUCUACUGUGGAAAAGUCGAUGAUAUCUAUGUCAUGAAUGGAUUCUACAUGAGCAUGCGAGCUGCCUAUUGCAACCCCGGUGAAAAGAUCCAAUGGUACACUGUCAGUUGGCCCACUGACACUUUGUCAUGGGAAGAUUUCCGUGGUAAAGUGCUGGGUGCCACUGAUCCUACUGCCGCUCCCGUCGGUUCCGUUCGUCGAACCAUUCUGGAUAACUACCGAUCAUUGGGACUCAAGUCCAAACCAAACACGGGAGACAAUGGUGUGCAUGCCAGUGCCAGCCCCUUUGAGGCAAUGGCCGAACGCGCCAAUUGGUUGGGGGCCGAACUAGAAGAGGACGACUUUGGAAAGGCAUUGCUCAAAAAGGUCUCCAAGGACAAGGUUUUGAAGUGGUCCGGUGAUGCCCAAGUUACGGUCGAUGGUGAAACUGCGGCUGGAAAGACCAUGAGUGUCUUUGAUACCUUGGAAGAUCUGGAUGCCGAUACCAUCUUGAAGAAGGUCGAGAAGAUUCAUUAG